Molecule: messenger RNA, 3393 nt
Organism: Dicentrarchus labrax (European seabass)
Lineage: Eukaryota; Metazoa; Chordata; Actinopteri; Moronidae
Gene: rab23
Product: RAB23, member RAS oncogene family
Exons: 7
Coding region: 470-1177 (235 amino acids)
Molecular function (GO): GTPase activity; GTP binding
Source: RefSeq, a predicted model, not a curated record
AAACAUUAGCGAGCUAGCCAGUUGUCUGGUUAGCUACUCUCAGGCGCAGCGUAGUUAGUUAGCUGGAGCUUGCGGACAGACAGCAAUAGAUUUUCAUCCCGUUAAUGUCACCUAUUUUACUCAGCUGUCGACGAGAAUUAAACUUUAAUUUGCCGUUUUGAAGCGGAGAACAUUCGGCCAAAUGCAGUCACCAGCUAGAUAUAACUAACGGGCGGAGAGGAAGGUCCCUUUUCUCUCUCUCUCUGAAAAGUGGCUAACCUUAGCUAACGUUAAGUAAGCAGCAGAGUCACCAGCGUCUCCUCUUGCCAACGAGAAGAGCCGAGGGAGGCUGGAGAUAUGUGAUUGUGGGUUAGCUGGCUGGUUAGCUCAUCUAAUGCUGGCGGACACUGGGUGGUAUAUGUGUUCGUGUCACAUCACUGAAAUUACCCAGGCAGAGUGGAACUGAGACAACCAGCCAGACAUCGCCACCAUGUUGGAGGAAGACAUGGAAGUGGCCAUCAAGGUGGUCGUGGUCGGCAACGGAGCUGUCGGCAAGUCCAGUAUGAUCCAGCGUUACUGCAAGGGCAUCUUCACUAAGGACUACAAGAAAACCAUCGGAGUGGACUUUCUGGAAAGGCAGAUACUCGUGAAUGACGAAGAGGUUCGACUAAUGCUGUGGGACACCGCCGGGCAGGAGGAGUUCGACGCUAUUACCAAGGCCUACUACCGUGGCGCCCAAGCAUGUGUGCUAGUCUUCUCCACCACAGACAGGGAGUCGUUUCAGGCUAUUGACAGCUGGAGGGAGAAGGUGGAGGCAGAGGUCGGAGAUAUUCCCACCGUUCUAGUGCAGAACAAAAUUGACUUGCUAGAAGAGACUGUUAUAAAAAACGAGGAGGCUGAAGCUUUGGCUAAAAGGCUGAAGCUGAGAUUUUAUCGAGCUUCAGUAAAAGAGGACCUUAAUGUCAAUGAAGUUUUUAAGUACUUAGCUGAGAAGUAUCUUCAGAGACUCAAGCAGCAAACAGCAGAGGAGACAGAGGUGGUCCACACAACAAGCAAUAAAAUAGGUGUUUUUAAUACCACAAGUAGUAAUGUCUGCAGCCAGAGCUCCAGCAACGGCAGAGAAAUCAUCACUUUGCGACCUAACAAACAAAGGACCAAGAAGAGUAAAAAUCCUUUUGGAAGCUGCAGCCUACUCUAGAUAACAUCAUUUCAUUUUAGUGACUGACUAUUGUUUCUGAGACUAGAGUGAUUAUUGUUGUAUUCUGUGGAGGUAGCCACAUUUAGAGACCAAAGCCCAUACAGACUGGGAAAAUACUACUCUAUACUACUUUGAUAACUUGACAUCCAAUCUGAAUCCUAAGUUGUUUCCCUACAUUGAUGGUUGGAUUUCCUUUUGAUUCAGCCUUGGAUCUCCAUCAAUGAUCUGUGCACAAAACCUGUCAAUGUUUGUUCACUCUUUGGUUCCCCUUGUGGUUGCCUGUCAUAACAGCAACAGCUGCGGCUACAGUGCAUGUACAGUAUGUUGUGUCAUGAGAUGAUUUUUACACCCACUCCUGUUUUUGACAUUUCAACUGUGCAAUCUGUUUGCGUGUAUUGUAGAAGAUACACAGAUUAUUUUGUACCAUAUUUUUCUAACUGUCAACAGAAUAUGGUUCAAACUAUACUGUUUAUCAUGGACAAAACACUUAUCGAAUCCAGAGUUAAAGUAUUUUUGUACGAAUCACAACAGUGUUGAGUGAUAUUUUCUCUGAAGUGUUGACAUAGUGCCAAAUUUCCUCUUUUUGAGCUGUCGUAAGAUAUUAAUAAUUCAGUGAUAUGGAUGUAACAUGAAAUUAGUAGAAUGUGCUCCUAUGUAUAACCAAAUAUCAAUAACUAUUGACACAAAAUAGUCCUCUAUAUGUCAGCUUACACUUUUUUACGGAUUUGUUAACCAAAUUGUAAAACUUUCACAAAGUCUAGGACUUUGUGCAAAACACGAGAGGAAUUAAUGAUUCGUCGUAUCUCGAGUCACAAUCAGUUACAGCAUUAUGUUUCGAUUUCAGUUGUUUACAUUUUAUUUAACUGUGCUUGUCUUUAACUUUGGUACAGCUUUGAGUAACUCAUCGAUCAGACUCUCUAACAUUAAGAUUUUAGUUUUUACUUCUUAUGUUUGUUUGGCUUCUGUAGUAUCUAAUCAGUUUGUAUUGUGUAAGUAUCAUUCUGCUCCUUUUCGAUGGAGGGAAACGAGGAGAAGAAGUUGGAUGAGAAAGUUGUAAGGACUAAAUGCUCACUGUUCAGUGGUGUCUGUCUCUGUGGUAUGAACCCUAAAGCUGACUAUGAGGAGCGGACAUUUUGCUUGUGUGUGCCUGAAAAUGCAAGGAAAUUCGUUUUCCUCUCACUACAUGAGGGUACUCCAAAAAAAAGAUCUCCAAAACUAAUACAGUUAGCUGUGAAUUGUAUGUUACUGCCUUGUCUGCCUCGAGCCUUUUUAUUUUUAUUCCGAAACUCAAUUUCUGAAGGACGCCGGUUUACCAAGCACAAAGAAAUAUAUGGUCAUGUGGAAAAAUUUGAUUUCCUUUAUAAAUAAUUAAGAUAAGUAUUUUACAUGGAAUUAGAAUGUGUAGGAUAUCUGGGAAUACAUGUGCAUACACAUUUUUGUCAUUUAAAAACGUUUUUAUAAUCUCAGAUCUCUGUUAGAAGUUUUUCCCAGAUUCAAAUUAACUACAUUAAGUUCAGACAAGACUGAAUUCAUUCCAGUUAUACCAUUGGUACUAAGAAUGUGUCACAUUUCAAGCUUUCUCAUUUGUUUGUAUGUAAACAGUGGUGUUUUUAAAAAAAAAAAAAAAAAGUGUGGCAUAACUGUAAUGCAUGCAAGCCUUUUUUUCCACAUCAGUGAAUGUCCAACCGUGGUUGCAAUGCCUUGUCCACGUUUACAUUCUCCCCCAUUGACCACCAGUAAGCAUUUUCAUCUCUACUCUUGCUGUUUGUUUAAAAUUGCCUGCACAGUAAAUCUGUAAGUAAUUACUUCUCAAGCUAUCUCUUAUUUGUAACGUUGUGUUUACUUUGCCUCUUUGCUUUUUGACUGAAUGGAUUUAGCGCACUUUAUCAAGCAGAUGGCAUAUAAUCUUAAAGAACCAUAAAUUAAAACUAACCAUACUUAUGUGCUGUCACUCAGGUGUUGUAAUAAUCUUUGUGUCUUACUGUUACUCUUCUUUUUCACACAUGACUUCAUAAACCUAUUUCACAGACUUAGAUAGACAAACCAACAUAAUGUAUGCUUUCAGUCUGACAAAAACAACACUUUGUUGCAUUUUUUUUAUUUUAACAGUUAAAAAUGUAUCACAACUUGAAGCGUGCUACACAACCAUGCACCUGAUGUUAUGUUUGGGGGGGGGAGUUGAUCUGACAUAAAUAAAACUUUACUUUUUUCUUGGG